Podarcis lilfordi (Lilford's wall lizard) is the source of this 8962-nucleotide messenger RNA. The record is from the annotation of a GenBank genome assembly. NCBI's taxonomy places the organism in Eukaryota, Metazoa, Chordata, Lepidosauria, Squamata, Lacertidae.
AUGGGUCUGCUGUGGUGGCCGCGGGUGGGGCUGGCGCUCGUCGCCUUGGAGGCCGCGAGCGGGCGCAGCUACCCCAGCAUCAGGAACAGGACCUUCAUCAACCAGUAUCUCGACAGCCACAACAACUACCGCAGCGGGGUCAAUCCCCCCGCUUCCAACAUGCUGUACAUGGUGUGUGUCCGCGGGGUGGAAGGAGGAAAGGGAGCCGAGGGCGGGGAGUGCUUGGGGAGAAGCUGCCCCUGUCAUGUGCCCCUGCCUCAGGCAGUCAGUGUUGGCUGCUGUGGGGGUGCUGGGAGAAGGCUUCGCCAAGGGGGGCAAGGGGAAGCUGCCCCUCUAAAUCAAGUAAAUCAAUAAAAAUAGUUAACUAGCUGAGGGGCUGGCCCCCAUAUUAUUAUUAUUAUUAUUAUUAUUAGAGCUUAAUACACCGCCCUGUACCCGGAGGUCUCAGGGCGGUUCACAGAAAAGAUCACAACAUAUAUAAUCAGAAUAAAAACAACAACCCCACCUCAGAAAAGAGCUAUAUUUUAAAAGGGUAUAUGAAACCUGUCUCUCCCCCCCCCCCCAUAAAUCCUGACUACACCCAUGGGAGAAGCCUUUGUGAAUGGCUGGGGGGGGGGUUGCCACAGAUUACAGAAUAACAGACCAGCCUUGGUUUACUACAUACCUUGAUGCGUUGUUGCCAGCGGCGACGACAAUCUUUUCUCUUUUUUAGGGUUUUCUGUCCAUUUAGAGUUACACCUCAUGUCUUGCUUCUGAACUAUAUGCAUAAUUUUUACAUAGUCGAAUGAGGAAAACUUGUUGGUUCUUAAAAAACCUAGCAGUUAUAUUUACUGCUGCUAAGUGUGUAAUGCUUUAUUUAAAAUAAUGUUUAAGUAUAGAAGUACCAGGCUCAGGCCCCGAUUCUCUAUGAGUCAUGGGUCAUGGCAUACCUUCCUUAAAUAAAUAAAUAAAUAUUGCCUUCAGGUUCCUGGGCGAUGAUUACAUUUUCCAGGGUUUAAUUGAUUCCAGAACUCAAUCCCUGCAUAAAUUGAACCCUGACUAAUGGCUGUUUUAGGUUGAGCCAAGACUGACUAUCACCUGUCCUACAUCCAAGUUAGCUUGUUACCCACAGGGCGGUUACCCACAGAAACCAAGAAUAAUAGGUUGCUUACUUGUAACUGAUUAAGUCAUCUUGUUAGUGAGUAUUUCAAAGAACUGUUUAUGUAACAAAAAGAAUGACGAUCAGAGAAGAAGAAGAAACCCAUCCUUUUUAUAAUUCUUUAAUAGGAUGCUACGAUUUUUACUAUAACUGCAACCCUCUCUUUUAUUGCACCAAAUAUGCGUAUAGUUCUAGAUGCUUUUCUUUGCCUUUCUUUUUAUGCUUUUCUUUCAAACUAUAUAUGCUUUUUCUUAUUGAUAUAAGUUAUUGAUAUAACUUUGCAUAUUUUUCCUUCUGUAAAGAAAGUCCAGACUGUUCAUUAAGUGGAAUAUAAAAUUAAUUCAUUAUUUUAUUGUUUUAAAAUGACCAAAACAAAACAAAACAAGAUAGUCUGAAUCACUUCCACCUUUGGGAGUAUUUGUUUAAAUUGUUGAUUAUCUAAGGCAGCCACUUGUUUUGCAUCUCUUGAUUGUUUUUACCCAGACCUAUUCAUUAUUAAUAUAGAUUUUUAAUUUGAAUGACACACUCCAGUUGUAGAGGAUCCCAUAUUUGCAGUUUCUCUAGUAAGAACUGAAAAUCAUUUUUUCUUGACAGUAUUUCAGCAUGAACAUAAAGACUAAGGUUUCUGUAGUUUCAACAAUCAGUUUCCUUUUGGCCACACAUUCCACUAAAUAACAGCAUGAAAGUAAUGAAAAUGUAUUUUAAUUCAUUCAGUUUCUUUGACAUUUUAGUUCCUAUACAAUUCGCUGUCCCCCCAAUCAAGAAAAGCAAUAAAAUACUUAACUGAGGCUCUGCCCCCCAACAUGAAGCCUGUCCCAACACAAAUUCUGGCUAUACCCAUGCCUGUGGGUAGAUUCCCUUGAACUCAAUGGGGCUUUCUUCUGAGUAGACGUAUAGAAUUUCAUCAUUCGACAGCUUGAUGCAAGUACGGUAAAUAUUUCUGAAGAAAUACUUGCUAGAACUCAAGAUGUAUUAUCAGCACGUUUACUAUACAUGUAUAAUGUUGUGAUAAUGUCAUAAUUUUUUAUAUUUUGCAGACAUUUGAUCUAGCUUUGGCUAGAAUAGCUAGAGCAUGGGCACAAAAAUGCAUUGUUAUGCAUAAUCCAACUGAUAUGGUCCACCCUGAUCCUAAAUUUAGGCCUUUUGGAGAAAAUAUAUGGGCUGUAACUGGCUAUAAAUACCCAUUUGAUCCUGCUGGCCCUAUUGCAGAUUUUUAUGACGAGGUAAAAUACUACACCUACAAUACCCACAAAUGUACACGUGUUUGUGGUCAUUAUACUCAGGUAAGUUCUUCUCUUCUCUGCUUACAUAGUCCACAGAAUUUGAAGCAAAAUGCAAUAACUUUAAUUAUUUCAGACAAUAAAAGUAUGAAGAAAAUAUUGUAGUUGCUCUGUGAUCAUAAACUGUGAAGUAAUAAUCUGCAUUCUGUUAUUAUCAAGGAUACUUAGUUAUAAAGUAUAUGGAGUGUUUACAAUUAAUUUAGAGGCAACUGACAAAACAAACCACUACUUUAUUUCAGUUCCAAUAUUAAGUUAACAUGUAUUGCUGAUGGUUGUAAGAUUCGUAAAAACUGAGCUACUAGCACCUGGCCAGCACUAAAUGUUACAGGGCAUAUACAUAACAGCAGAGUUCUUACUAAGAAAAGGAAGGGCAUUGAGUUUUGUUUGUAGCCCACUUCUGUUUAGUUUCAAUUAUGUCAGAUACAAUAAGACUUAAAUAUGGGACAAAAAGUUGGGAUACUUAUUGGGGAGAAUCUGGUGUUUUUCUAUCUUUUUUUGUUAUUUGUGGGGGCUGGCAUGUCUUUUAUUGUGGAAAAUUUUAACACACACACAUGCAUAUACAGUGGUACCUUGGUUUACAACCAUAAUCCAUUCCGGAGGUCCGGUUGUAAACCAAAACAGGUUGUAACCCAAGGCUAGCAAUUUCGCCAAUGGCCCCCCCCCUCCCAAUUGGUUGUAAUCCAAAAAAAGGGAUACGCACUUCCGGGUUUGACGUUGUUGUAAUCCAAAACGGUUGUAAUCCAAAACGGUUAUAAUCCAAAAUGGUUGCAAACCAAGGUACCACUGUAUAUAACAUGCAUCACCUUGGCCCCAUGAUUGAGGGACCCUAGGGCCCUAUUCGAUCAAUGUGGUGUGUGCGCAUGACAUCAUCAUGCCCCGCGGCAUGCUAACAUAUGCCGCAGGGCAUGCUGUCGCACACACCACAGUGCAUGCUGAUGCGUCGUUUGGAUGCCCUGCGGCAUGUGCCUGCUGCCACUGUCGAAGUUGGGGGGGCACAGCCCCCUGAUUUGGAAUAUAUGAAUGACUUAAAAUACUUGUAGUUCUCAGCAGAAUGCUAGCUCUGUCUUCAAAAACUGAAUCACCAUGAAUUUAUACAUUUUCCUGACAGGAAAAAUAAUCAGUGAAGCUUGAAAUAAGACAUCUAAGACAGAUCAUUCAUCAGCCAGGAUUAGCAGAAAUACUACUCCAUUUACAUGGUUCAGUGGUAGAGCACUUGCUUUGCAUGCAGAAGGUCUCAGGUUCAGUCCCCAGCAUCUCCAGGUAGCGCUGGGAGAUGCCUUUCUGAAAACUUUAGGAGUACAGAAUAGGAUACUUGAAUAGUAAUCUAAGGUAUAAAUGUGCCUUUAGCUAAAUGCCAAUAAAAGUGGAGGGAGGGAGAGCAAAAUCUGGAGAAAAAAAUGAAUGUAAGAAAUGAUACUGUUGAACGAAGCUUGGACUUUAUAUUGUAUAAUCAAACAUGUUUUUUUCAGGUUGUUUGGGCUAAUACUUAUAAGAUUGGCUGUGCUAUUGUUCACUGUCCUGCGUCAACUAAUAGCAAAGGAGCCAAGACCAAGAAUUUUUCAUAUUUCGUUUGUACUUAUGGUCCACCGUAAGUUAACAAAUCUUAAAGCGAUCUAAACUUGUGUUACACUUAGUAAUCAUAAAACACCAAACUGUACAGUGGUGCCUCGCAAGACGAAAUUAAUCCGUUCCACGAGUCUCUUCGUCUAGCGGUUUUCUCGUCUUGCAAAGCAACCCUAUUAGCGGAUUAGCGCUAUUAGCGGUUUAGCGGCUAUUAAAGGCUUAGCGGCUAAAAGGCUAUCAGUGGCUUAGCGGCUUAGAAAAAGGGGGGGAAAGCGAAAAAAAAUCUCAAGACUCGCAAGACAUUUUCGUCUUGCGAAGCAAGCCCAUAGGGAAAUUUGUCCUGCGAAGCGCAUCGAAAAACGGAAAACCCUUUCGUCUAGCGGGUUUUCCGUCUUGCGAGGCAUUCGUCUUGCGGGGCACCACUGUAUGCCUGUUUGAAACUGAAUGUAUUAAUUUUGGAUUUUGUAAGCUAAUUUACAUUUCAAUUAUUUUUUAAUUGAAAAGCAACCAGAAAACUUAACAGCUAUGCUUUUCAGCCUUUACAAUUUUAAACGUUAUAUUCUGUGAACUAAAAUAUCAAGAACUGUAAAAAGUUCUCAGAACAGUUAGGAAAACAAGAAAAUGAUCAGAAAUAGCUUUAGUUCUGUCCCACCUGUAUCUUGAACUUAAAUAAUGUACAGCUUUAUACAAAAAACAAUAUUGCAAAUUACGGUAGGCUGCAUGAUAGGCGGCAUUAUACUCAAUUUACCGUAUUUUUCUAAGACUUGGUUUUUUUACCCAAAAAUUAGGUUUAAAAUUGGGGGUUGUCUUAUACAUGGGUAGUGCUGAGGGGUGUUUUCUAAAUUUGGAGUCCCCAAAAAUACCUGGCAUCUUAUACAUGGGGAAGGGAGAGAGAGAAAGGCAGCGACCAUUUUGCACAGGGGUUCUGUUCCUGGCCCCCAUGCACUUUGGUGGAGCAUGUAUAAGCCUGCUUCGCCCUUUUCCUGAUCCAAAAGGACCCACGCAUUGGCGAUCGUGCAUCAAUUGGUUGCGCACAAAAUUGUCACCGCCUCUGUGUGUGUGUGUGUGUGUGUGUACACACACACACUUUUUACUUUGUAACACUGAAUUUGUCUUUCCUUCCAGAGUUGCCUCAGCUAGUUAGCCCUCAUUAACUAUAUGAAGCUACAACAGUUUAGUCCUGUUAGUUAGAAUAGUUUAGUCCUGAUGCAGCACUUUAUUCUUACAUAGAAUCUCAUAUAACGUGCUGCCGCUUCAUCCGUCUGGGAAGCAGUGGCGGAACUUCAUGCUCCAGCACCAGGGGGUGGAGAGCAGGCGGGGGCGGGGCUGGAGAUGUCUUGUAUAUAUAUCUUAAUGGUGAUGUCUUGUACAGUGGUGCCUCGCAAGACGAAAUUAAUCCGUUCCGCGAGAGUCUUCGUCUAGCGGUUUUUUCGUCUUGCGAAGCAAGCCCAUUGACGGAUUAGCGCUAUUAGCGCUAUUAGCGGUUUAGCGGCUAUUAAAGGCUUAAAGGCUUAGGGGAUUAGCUGCUAAAAGGCUAUUAAAGGCUAUUAAAGGCUUAGCAGAUUAGAUAAAGGGGAAAAGCGAAAAAAAAAUCUCAAGACUCGCAAGGUAUUUUCGUCUUGUGAAGCAAGCCCAUAGGGGAAUUCGUCCUGCGAAGCAACUUCAAAACGGAAAACCCUUUCGUCUAGCGGUUUUUCCGUCUUGCGAGGCAUUCGUCUUGCGGGGCACCACUGUAUAUUAGAAGUACAGACAUCUUCUCAAGAUCUCAGUAUUAGAAUAUGAAUACAAAGAGCUGCCAUUUCGCCACUUUUUAAAGUGUUGGGGACCCUCUUGUAAAAACACCUCAAUUAUUAUGGAGAAAAAACAAAAUUCUAAACACUUGAGGAGUGGUCAAAACAGUGGAGCAUGUAGGACUUCGGUUUAAAAUUAAAUUUCUUCAAACACACUUAUUGUACAAAAAAGUAAAAUUAGAUGUAGUAAGAGUAUCAUUUUACACGCAUAAAAGCUAAAUACUAAAGGUGGGGGAAACAGAAUGUUGUAAUAAAGCACCAGUAAAAACUCAGCACCUAGAGCUUGCCGAUUGCAUGGUCGGCGGUUCGAAUCCCCGCAGCGGGGUGAGCUCCCGUCUUUCGGUCCCAGCUCCUGCCCACCCAGCAGUUCGAAAGCACUCCUAAGUGCAAGUAGAUAAAUAGGUACCGCUUUAUAGCGGGAAGGUAAACGGCGUUUCCGUGUGCUGAGCUGGUGCUGGCUCGCCAGAGCAGCUUCAUCAUGCUGGCCACGUGACCUGGAAGUGUCUCCAGACAGCGCUGGCCCUCGGCCUCUUAAGUGAGAUGGGCGCACAACCCUAGAGUCGGACACAACUGGCCCGUACGGGCAGGGGUACCUUUACCUUUAUAUUGACACGACUAAACCACUAAACAACAACAAAUAUUUAAAAAACCUCUACCUGAGCUAGGAGCUAUCAGUUCUUAAUUGCAGAACAGUUUCAAAAAUUAUCAGUAUAAAUUUGUUAACUGACUGAAGAGCCAAGGCCGUAGCUAGGGGGUGGUGAGGUGGGCUAUCACCAGGGGCACAGGUGAGGGGGGGGCGCAAAUUGUCUAAAAUAUGUCUAUAAAUUAAAAUAUUGAUUAUUGCCUCAUAAGAAAAGGUUUUAAAUAGAGGGUGAAUAGAAUGGAGGAGAGGCGGAAAGAAGAGCUAAUUUGUCUGUGGCUAGGGUGUGCAAUCUGCCAGGGGCGCAAGAUCACCUAGCUACGGCUCUGUGAUUCCCUAAACAAAGGCUUCUAUAUACAAAAUAUUGUUUGUUAGUAACAUAGAAAGUAAAUGUUCUCCAGUUAACAGAAAUACAGUGGUACCUCUGGAUACGAACGCUUCUGGUUGCGCACGUGUCGGGUUACGAGCUCUGCUAAUCUGGAAGUAGUUGCUCCCGGAUGCAAACUUUGCCCCAGGAUGCGAGUGGAAAUCAUGUACCAGAGGCGCACGUGCGCACGCAGGAGACACACUUUCACUAAUGGAGCCUCGUGUUAAGAACAGUUUCAGGAUAAGAACGGACCUCCGGAACGAAUUAAGUUCGUAUCCAGAAGUACCACUGUAUAAAUAAUAUUAAUUUGAAAACAAAUAAUUACAGGGGUCAGGUAGCUGCAGGGCAUAAAAUACCAGUACAGUGGUACCUCGUGUUAAGAACUUUAUUUGUUCUGGAGGUCCGUUCUUAACCUGAAACUGUUCUUAACUGAGGUACCACUUUAGUUAAUGGGGCCUCCCGCUGAUGCCGUGCCGACACCACACGAUUUCUGUUCUCAUCCUGAAGCAAAGUUCUUAACCCAAGGUACUAUUUCUGGGUUAGCGGAGUCUGUAACCUGAAGCAUCUGUAACCUGAAGCGUCUGUAACCCGAGGUACCACUGUACAAGGUCAGUUCCAUGGAUUAUCAUGAUGAUACACAGACUAGCAUUGCCUGGAUAAUAGCACCUGGAAUGAUUUGCAACUUGCUGGAACCAAUAGAAAGUACAAAACAUUUUGAUCUUCAGUUUAAUUUAUGUACUGAAUACAUUAUUACACCCUGAAACUGUUUUUCAGGGGCAACUAGGAAAUAGGAAGAAGAAUGGAUGUGACCUUUGUGCCACAGGCUUCCAUCCAUAACAAAAGUCAGAUUUCUGUGCUCUGUACACACACACCCUUCACCAUCCAGAUAAAUAAGAAGCAUGAUCAUAGUUCAUGAACACAUUACAGACAGGCAAAAACAUUUGAGAGUGCAGUGCAGGGCUGGUGAGAAGAGAGAAUGCAACAUUGGGGGAGUUCCAAGUACCAGAUAGGCCUGGAGGUCUGCAUUUAGCCCCCAGACCUAGACAACUGAUUCAUUACAUCUAAAACCUUUUAUUACAUAUCCAGUAGCUUGCAUUUUCAUUUUUAGUUUUGUGGACUUUGUGUACUGAAUACAUAACGUUAUGUAAUAUUUUGUUCUUUAGGGGCAACUACGCGGGAGUUCGUCCUUAUAAAGCGGGAGCUCCAUGUAGCCAGUGCCCAAAAGGAGACACUUGUCAAAAGAAACUCUGCAGUAAGUAUAGAAUUAAAUGAUGCAAACAGUCAUGGAAAAGAUGAUGAUAUCAACCAUCACAUACAGUGAGGGGGGAAAGUAUUUGAUCCCCUGCUAAGUUUGCCCUCUGACGAAGAAAUGACGAGUCCAUAGUUUUAAUGGUAGGUUUAUUGUAGCUGUGAGAGACAGAAUAACAACAGCAGAAACCCAGAAGACAAAAGUCAUGUGCAAAGGCAUGUGAGUCCUUUCCAUGGGAGGUAGGCAGCAGGUCAGUCCAGUUGUGUAGUGCUGAGGAAAGGUGAUCAGGGUAAAGCUAGUCUCUCCUUGUGUGGGGCCAGUUGUCCUUUACCAAUUGCAUGGGUCCUUGGCAGUGGUAGUGCUUCUCCAGGACAGGGCCCAGACUCCUUCUGCCAUUUGGGGUCCUAAGCAGUUACAGGUCAAUGCCUGUAAUAAAUUGAGCUUCAAAACAUAAGGUAGCCAAUGUGGCCCUGUCAGAACCAGUGUUAUAUGACUGGUUUGUCUUAGGCCUACCAAUAAUCAGGCUGCUGAAUUCUGUAGUAGCUUCAGUUUCUGAACAGUCUUCAAUAGUCUUCAAAGGCAUUUGCAGAACAAGUGAAUUACAGUUAUCCUAUUUUAAAGCCUUUCUUCAUUUGUUAUAACUAUUCUCUCUUCCAGGAAAUCCUGAACGUGAGAAAGAAAACAGCCUACGUAUGUAUUAUAUAUCCGUAUUAUAGUUUAAAUUUACUUCAAGAACAAAACUCACAUUUCAUAAGAAUGCUUUUAUCUUUUUAAAAAUAGGCUAUUCACGAUGGUAUCCACCCUUUGAAUCCCGGAUUAUAUGUGAUGAAUCCUGCAUUGCAGUUGCAAUUUUAAGACCGUUAUUAAUGUUUCUAGCUUUUGCAGCUGUUUAUUACUUAAAACUCCGUUAUCCAGGUUUAGGUUAUAAAGCAUAA